AACCUGGGGAUUGAACCUGCACUCCCUGUGUCUCCUGCACUGUAGAUGAAUUAUUUAUCCACUGAGCCAUCUGAAGUCUGGAAGUCCAGAAUCAAGGCAAGGUCAAGUUCUUGUCAGAGGUCUCUUCCUGGUUCAUGGCUGCACCAUCUUGCUGUGCCCUCUCCCAGUGGAAGGCAUGAGGGAUCUCUCUGGGGUCUUUUCUAUAAGAACAUUAACCCUCUCCAUGCUCUACCUUCAUGAUCUAAUAAGCUCCCAAAUGCCCCAACUCCUAACACCAUCACACUAGGAUUUCAACAGAAACAUGCAGACAUAGCAGGGGUUGACUGACUUGUUCAGGGUCCCACCUCAGGAGACACCGGUUCCAUCCGUGGGUCAGGGAGGCCCCCUGGAGGAGGUCAUGGCAACCCAAUCCAGUAUUCUUGCCCGGAGAAUCCCGUGGACAUAGGAGCCUGGAGGCAACAGUCCAUAGGGUUGCAAAGAGUCAUGCACGGUCUGGCUGCAGUAUCUGUGCUCUCAACUGCUAGUCUGUCUAGUAGCUUCUCUCUGGACCUCCCUCCAACCCCUCUCACAACAGGUAGCUUACAUCACACAUUCAGUCUAUGCAAAACACUGGGAGGGAGCUAGGGGUUCCAGCCGAGGCAUCUACAGCGCCCUCUGCUUGUCACUCUGCGUCCCUGCAGACUAACGGGUGAGCGGUCUUUCCUCACUUGGCCUUUGAGCCAGUCUGCUGAAGUCUGCCUUGAAAGAGAGGAAGAGGAAGGGACAGGCAGGGCAGAGGUGGAGACACAAUCAGAAAAUUCUGCCCUCCAGCUAACUCCUCUACCUUUCUCCCACUCUGUGGCCUUUUGGGAGUGGAAGGGGCUGGGGUGGAGCUAAUCUCAAAGAGGCUUAAAGGAGUGCAGAUGGUUUUAUCAAGUUGUAACCUAAGAAGGAAAUUCAGUCUAUGAGGUCUCCACCUUCACGAUCUAAUAACCUCCCAAAGGCCCCUAACUCCUAACACAUCACAUUAGGAUUUCAACAAUGGAUAUGAGGGGACACAAACAUAUGGACCAGAUGUAGCAGAAGUUAAUUAACUUGUUCAAGGUCCCACACCUGGAAAAUGGCAAAACUGGAUUUGAACCCAGGCUGUCUGGCUGGCUCCCCUCGUGGCUCAGUGGUAAAGAAUCUACUGCAAUGCAGGAGAUUUUUCACUCUGGAUUUCUCUCUCACUGUUCUCUGGCCUCCGCUGCCCAUUUCAUUUAAAUUGACUGAUCCUGAACUGCUCUGCAGUCCUGCAAGUGGGUGAUGGGACAGCAAGCAAGGCUUGAAGGCAGGUGGGCAGGCUGGAGCCUUCAUUGGAAGUAUGACUUAAGACUAUUCCUCUGAGCCUGGAUGUCCUUGCCUGUAAAGUGGAAAUCGGAAUCCCUGUCUCAUGAGAUGGCUGGAAAAGAAAAUUAGAAAGCUGAAAGUCAUGUGUGAAAUAAAUAGCACAAAAUGAGUGCAGGGUACUUAUCCAAGCUCUUUGUGCGGCAUUUAUUUCAUGGUCUAAUCUAAGGUGGGGCUUGCCUGGUAGUUCAGACAGUAAAGAACCUGACUGCAAUGCAGGAGACCGGGGUUCGACCCUCGGGUUGGGAAGAUUCCUUGGAGAAAGGAAAGGCUACCCACUGGAGUAUUCUUGCCUGGAGAAUCCCAUGGACAGAGGAGCCUGGCAGGCUACAGUCUGUGGGGUUGCACAGCGUAGGACACAGCUGAGCAACAACACUAAUCUGAGGUGAUGAUGCUGUGCUGCCUCCAGUGGGCUUCAGAGGAGCCAGAGACCCUGAUAACAUCUCUGUGACCCUUGGCUAAGAUAGCCAGAAUGUUAGUCCCUUGGUGGCUGGCUCAUUUUCAGCACUGAUAUCUGCUUUUGAUGAUAUCUAAUAAGAGCUCUUGCAGUUCAGUUAACCAUUGGGGCCCAUUGUAAAUUCCUGUUAAAAAGCACCACCAUCCUCUUAAUCACUCAAGUGGAAAAAACUCGGGCCGCCUUUGACUCUUCCUCUCAGCCCAUCUCCAGUAAGACCCAGGACCUGGAAGGUAAGGUCUGAAAGUCAAACCUUGUGGACUUCUUCUCUUCUUAGCUCCCUCUGCCGGAUCCCUGGUUCCAGUCCUCCUCAUAGGAACUGUGGUGCCAUAGCCUGAUUAAUUCCUCAAUCACCGUGCUUUCUCUUAGCCACCCCCCACCUUGAUCCACUUUAGAAUACUUCAGCCAGGGUUUGCUUCCUACACCACAACUUUUGCUUACAUUUCUCUUUUGAUUCCAAAUCCAUACCCGAUUCCCCAUUGCAUUUAAUUUGAAUUAAAUGCAAAUUCUUUCCUUAAUGAAUUUUAUACUGGCCCCAUGAGUCUCUUUCACAAUUUCGUGUUCCAGCCACUCUUGAGUCCUCAUAGCUCAAACUCUCUUUUUUAUCUUUUUUGGAAGGAGAUGUUUGCUCCUUCUCAAGAAAUGCUGUACAUUGAUUGCUAUGUCCUUGUUGACUUGCUUCUUCCAUGGGCUGCUCACCUCUCCUCCCUAUCUCUCCUUCCCCUCAGUCUACCUGUCCUUGAAGACUUACGUAAAAUGCCACCUUUAUCAGGAAACUUUCAGAUUCAGAGAGCUUUCCAGUGACCUGCCUCCUGUUCACACAGAGCUCCAGAGCAAGAUCAAGCUGACCCUGCUGGAAGGAGACAUUCUGGAUGAGCAGUGCCUGAAGAGGGCCUGCCAGGGCAUCUCAGUGGUCAUCCACACCGCUUCUGUCAUCGACGUCAGGAAUGCUGUCCCGCGAGAGACCAUCAUGAACAUCAAUGUGAAAGGUACCCAGCUGCUGCUGGAGGCCUGUGUCCAGGCUAGCGUGCCAGUCUUUAUCCACACCAGCACCAUAGAGGUGGCUGGGCCCAACUCCUACAGGGAGAUCAUCCAAGACGGCCAUGAAGAAGAGCAUCAUGAAUCGGCAUGGUUCUCUCCAUACCCAUACAGCAAGAAGCUUGCCGAGAAGGCUGUGCUGGAAGCUAACGGGUGGGCUCUGAAGAAUGGCGGCACCUUGUACACUUGUGCCUUGAGGCCCAUGUACAUCUACGGGGAGGGGAGCCCGUUCCUUUCUGCCUACAUGCAUGGAGCCUUGAAGAACAACGGCAUCCUGACCAAUUACUGCAAGUUCUCCAGAGUCAACCCAGUCUAUGUUGGCAAUGUGGCCUGGGCCCACAUUCUGGCCUUGAGGGCCCUACGGGACCCCAAAAAGGUCCCGAACAUCCAAGGACAGUUCUACUACAUCUCAGACGACACACCACACCAAAGCUACGAUGACCUCAAUUACACUUUGAGCAAAGAAUGGGGCUUCUGCCUGGAUUCCCGGAUGAGCCUUCCUAUUUCUCUGCAGUACUGGCUUGCCUUCCUGCUGGAAAUAGUGAGCUUCCUGCUCAGUCCAAUUUACAAAUAUCACCCCUGCUUCAAUCGCCACCUAGUGACUCUUUGCAACAGCGUGUUCACCUUCUCCUAUAAGAAAGCUCAGCGAGAUCUGGGGUAUGAGCCCCUCUACACUUGGGAGGAAGCCAAGCAGAAAACCAAGGAAUGGAUUGGUUCCCUGGUGAAACAGCACAAAGAGACCCUGAAAACAAAGAUUCACUGACCUAGGAGUGACAACGAUGGGAACGUGGACAUGUGGGUAUGGUUUGUAGAUGUCGAUCAAGCGCUUCCCUUGAGGCUUCAUACAGAAAGUAACAUAGACACAAGCCUGGGUCCUCCUGCCUCCCUUUUAGAAGAUGCUCAUCUUACUAUCUGCCUUCUGCCACCAGAAACCGUGUCGGUCACUGGCCCAAGUGGAAGCUUUCUUCCCUACCUGCCUCCAGGGGACAGACAAGGUGAUUUGCUGCAGCUGCUGGUACCAAAAUCUCAGUGGCAGAUUCUGAGUUAUUUGGGCUUCUUGUAACUUUGAGUUUUGCCUCUUAGUUCCACUUUCUUUGUUAAAUGUGGAAGCAUUUCUUUUAAAAGUUCAUAUUCCUUCAUGUAGCUCAAUAAAAAUGAUCAACGUUUUCAUGACUAA
This is a messenger RNA of Capra hircus (goat), 4034 nucleotides long. RefSeq names its product 3beta-hydroxysteroid dehydrogenase/isomerase (gene 3BHSD). Gene Ontology annotation, molecular function: 3-beta-hydroxy-Delta5-steroid dehydrogenase (NAD+) activity. The coding region runs from base 2481 to 3620 and encodes 379 amino acids. Lineage: Eukaryota; Metazoa; Chordata; Mammalia; Artiodactyla; Bovidae. The record is from RefSeq and is a predicted model, not a curated record. Gene Ontology annotation, biological process: steroid biosynthetic process. The transcript is spliced from 2 exons.